UAAGGUCACGGUUAUAUACACACCGCUACUUACACGAUUUUAUCUAAAAGUUCAAAGUAUGGAACACGGUAUUGGAGCAAUGACAGGUAUAAUGUUUUAAACAUUCCGGAUAUCUAACGAUUUAAGAUAACAAAAAAUUGGACUUUUUUAUAUAAAAUGUCCGAAUUACGCGUAUAGGACUAUUAUCAACAAUUGCCAACGAUUUUCAGAGAUGUUUGUCUACUCUAAAUUUGGAUUACAUUACGAAAUAACCACACAACUGUGAUAAAUAUUUCAUAUAUGUGACAAGUUGGUGUUGUGUUUAUAUCAAUAAGGAGGAAGUCAUGUUUAAGGCAAUAGGGCGCUUGGGAUCCAGUGUUCGAUCUAGUAUAAAUCUUACUAUCUUUACUAACAUUUUUGGUUCAAAGUCCAAGAAGUACGGUGAUUUAGGUAAUGAGGAUGAGGAGGUAUUUAUUGACGCACAAGAGACUAUUGACAACGAAACAGAUACCGAAAAUGUCGAUGACCAGAAUAAUGGACAUGUCAAGUCUGUAAGAGGUGAUACCAAAUUGGAAAAGAAUGAUGUUAAAGCAGAUCUUGAUGAAACUGACCUAAAUAAUACCCCCAAUGAUCCGUUUACCACUGAAGUAGAGAUAGUUGAAAUUAAUAAGCCGGUGAAUGAAGUUACUAUAGAAGUGAAUGGACAGAGUACCGAGAAAACGUCUAGUCAUAACAAAUCUGAAGGACAGUCAAGCGACAGUAGCAGUGAAGCCGAUACUGAUGGUGGUAAAAGUGAUUGUGAACAUGAAGAAAACGAUGAUGAGGACGAUCAUCAUGAAAACCAUAAAGACACAAAAAAGAUUAUAAAAGAUUCUAAACAAAACAACGGAAUAGUUCAUAGUGCCAGUUCUUCAUCAAUGAUGAAAAAGGUUCAUAGGCGAAUGAACAGCUACUCCCAACGACAGUAUGCCAAAUUUGAUAAUUCUCAAGACGAUGAAACCGAUAAUGUUGUUCAAUCAACAGAUGAAUCACCAAAAGAUAACGAGGACUCGUAUGAAGGUGUCGAUGAUAACAUAGAACAAUCACACGUUUUUAAAUCUGAAAAGAAAACCAAAAGAAAGAAAAAGAUCGCAAAGCGGACUAAAAAAGCUGUGAGAGGAUCUUGGAAAUGGUUUAAAAGGUCAAUGGUGGCGUACUCAUACACGUUCAACUUCUCAUCCAUGUUUGUUGUCAAUAUUGCUUCUGCAGCAAGAAAAUGAUGCACCACUUCCCUAACAAACAUUUCACUGUGUAAAUUUGUCUUUCAAAUAGUUAUUACCAGUUCAACAUUACCUGAACACAUUGUACAAGAUUUAUAGAUAUGCUCAUCGCGCGGUUCUUCUACUAGAGUAUGCGAUCUUUUUAUAAAGAUGUUGAUUCUGGAGCAAUUUGUUUUUUUUUAUCAGUUUUCAUUAAAAACAAAUCAAAUAUGUAAUUAAAAGGUUUGAUCUCAAGCUUACUGCUUCCAUUAUGAUGCUUACUGCUUCCAUUAUGAUGAAAAAAUAACGUUUUCAUUUUGCAUGAUAAACAGCGUUUUAAUAAAGUAAUAUUUUCGUAAGUUUA
Ruditapes philippinarum (Manila clam) is the source of this 1581-nucleotide messenger RNA. Its product is annotated as AP-3 complex subunit beta-1-like. NCBI's taxonomy places the organism in Eukaryota, Metazoa, Mollusca, Bivalvia, Venerida, Veneridae. The transcript has 2 exons. The coding region runs from base 324 to 1238 and encodes 304 amino acids. The record is from RefSeq and is a predicted model, not a curated record.